Molecule: messenger RNA, 675 nt
Organism: Penicillium salamii
Lineage: Eukaryota; Fungi; Ascomycota; Eurotiomycetes; Eurotiales; Aspergillaceae
Source: the annotation of a GenBank genome assembly
AUGUGGCUUUCCUGCAAGAUAUCCCCAGGUGACUUUAACGUUCCGACUGAAGAGGCGACUUAUCGGACGGGGAGCAACAAUAUCAUCAAGCUUCUGGGCAGCGCCACCCAUGGCGGUGGGUCCUGCCAGGUGAGCCUCACCAGUGAUCGCGAGCCGACAAUUAAUUCGGAAUGGAAAGUCAUCAAGUCAUACGAAGGGGGAUGCCCUGCAAAAGUACCCUGGAAUCUGAAUGGGAGUGCCGAGUCGGACCAUUCCCUCCAACUCCACUUCGCGAUCCCUGAGGGUAUUGCACCUGGGAAAUACACCUUGGCCUGGACGUGGUUCAAUUGGGUCGGCAAUCGUGAGAUGUACAUGAAUUGCGCACCCAUCACCGUGGCCAAUGACUCGCCGUCAAAUUCGUCCGACCACAUGCCCAAACAAUCGCCUGCGUUUCCUCCAAUGUUUCUCGCCAACGUGAACGGUUGCAUGAAAAGAGAAAAUGUAGACGUCCGCUUCCCUUGGCCUGGAAGCAUUGUUGAAUAUAAUGGUGAUAGCAAAAAUCGUCCGCCAGAAAGCGAACCAGUAUGUACUGGAAAUCCUACAUUCGGACCAAUUCCAAUCACCGAUCCAGCCGACACCGGCGAGACCGAAAGUUCCCGCUCGUCGUCUUGUUCAUGUGGCUGCCAGGGUAAAUAG